Staurois parvus is the source of this 300-nucleotide messenger RNA. NCBI's taxonomy places the organism in Eukaryota, Metazoa, Chordata, Amphibia, Anura, Ranidae. The record is from the annotation of a GenBank genome assembly.
ACUGAGAAAGCUGGUAGCGACAAAACCUUUGAAAUACAGUCUCUCGACAAUGCAAAUUUCACAGAUACACAGAAGAUAUCACAACAUGAAGCUGGAUGUUUUGUGGAACCAAGUAAACUAAUACCUGUAAAGAAAUUAAAAGGUAAACUAAAAGUAAAAGUGGAGCCUAAUGUCAUGAAAAAACAAUCUCCAGCCAAAACUAUAUUACAACAGAAAGCACAACAAAGCUCGCCAGUGGCUGAAGUUAAACCUCUAAAUACUACCGUUACCUCCAGUGAUCAAGAGAGAACGACGACUUUG